Molecule: messenger RNA, 1311 nt
Organism: Alligator mississippiensis (American alligator)
Lineage: Eukaryota; Metazoa; Chordata; Crocodylia; Alligatoridae
Product: circumsporozoite protein-like
Exons: 6
Coding region: 1-1260 (419 amino acids)
Biological process (GO): signal transduction
Source: RefSeq, a predicted model, not a curated record
AUGGCGGUGACGGGAGCACAACGGUGGCGGCGGGAGAGUGGCGGUGCGAAGCGGGAGCUCCUGCAGGCGGCACUGGCGCUGUCAGCGGUCAUGCAGAAAAAUGUAGAUGCUCUUCUGGAGGAUUUUGGGAACAUACAUACAUUUUUCGCAACAUACAGGACCUUUGCCUCUCCUGCUCAAAAUAAACUGGUGUAUCUAGGCCAGCCUGAGGACCAGCCAGGAGACCAGCCAGGGGACCAGCCCAAGGGCCAGCCCAGGGAACUGCCUGAGGUCCAGCCCGGGAAGCAGCCCAAAGGCCAGCCCGGGGAGCAGCCGGAGGACCAACCUGGGGUUCAUCCCAAGGACCAGCUGGGGGACCAGCCCGAGGGCCAGCCAGGGGCCCUGUCCGAGGACCAGCCCAGGGACCUGCCCGAGGUCCAGCCUGGGGAGCAGCCUGAGGGCCAGCCAGAGGACCAACCUGGGGACCAGCCCAAGGGCCAGCCCAAGGACCAGCCCGAGGCCCAUCUGGGGGACCGACCUUGGGACCUGCCCGAAGUCCAACCCAAGGGCCAGCCUGGAGAGCAGCCCGAGGUCCAGCCCGGGGUGCAGCCCGAGGGCCAGCCCGGGGAGCAGCGGGAGGAACAACCUGGGGACCAGCCCAAGGGCCAGCUAGGGGACCUGCACGAGGUCCAGCCCAGGGACCUGCCCAAGGUUCAGCCCGGGGUGCAGACCGAGGGCCAGCCGGAGGACCAACCUGGGGACCAGCCUGAGGGCCAGCCCAGGGACCAGCCCGAGGACCAUUUGGGGGACCGACCUUGGGACCUGCCCGAGAGCCAACCUGGGGACCUGCCCAGAGUCCAGCCCAAGGGCCAGCCCAGGGACCUGCCCGGGGACCAGCCCAGGAACCUGCCUCAGGAAAAGAACGAAGACGCCUACAUCAUUCACUGCUCAGUGCCGAACAGUCAAGGUGCUGUGUACAAAGGCAUUCUGUUAACGAGCCAAGACACAACUAGAGAUGUGAUCUCAAAAAUUAUGAGAAAAUAUGAUCUGGACACGGAGGAAGCUGGAAACUACCAACUUGUGCAGGUCAUUUCGGAACACAAAGAGCUAGUCUUCCCACAGGAAGCAAAUGUGCUUUCUUAUAUGAACAGCCAGGGGAACGCAGACAUCAGCCAAAGAAGAAAGCCAGCUUUCCGUGCCUCCCCAUUGUCUGCUGCAGACAAGAAAAAGAGGAGGCGCCUACCUCGCCUCUUUAGAGGCAGCAGGGUCAGACCCGAAUGAGAGCAUCCUGACAAGGAGCUGACACGAAUACCAUUCUCAGGCUGGGGGAGA